Molecule: messenger RNA, 1140 nt
Organism: Vespa mandarinia (Asian giant hornet)
Lineage: Eukaryota; Metazoa; Arthropoda; Insecta; Hymenoptera; Vespidae
Source: RefSeq, a predicted model, not a curated record
AGUAAUAACGAUCGUAAUCAAAGCUUAAAGUAUAUUUGAUGACUGUUGCGGUGAAAUUUUAAUCCGUUUUCUGCGGUCUUUCUUUUAGCAUAUACGUUAGUAUCAAAGUUAGAGUUGACAACUCUCUUUCAACAAUUUUAAGAGAAGUUCUUAAACUUGUCACAGUAGAAUCUUCUAGGAUAACAAAAAGUAUUAAAUGGUUCCUCAUUUUCAACAAUUAGUUUAUUUAAAUCAUUUAUCCUUUUCUAUAGUAUUUUUAUAAUAUCGCGUUUCACCGUGAUUUUAUUAAUUAAAAUUUGACGACAUUAUUACCGAGCUAAGGAAUUUAUCUAACACUUGUAUCCUUAAUGUUUGUAAUCGGUAAGGUGAUCAAGAGAUGAAUAUCAUUUUUGUUCUCGUAUUUGCUGGGGUAUGCGCGGCUGCGCCACAAUUCUUUGCUCAAUCAGGAACGAUCUAUGCACAUCCAGCCGUACUGUUGAAUUCAGCAAUGGAAAAUACUUUACCGUAUCACCUAAAAAACGAUUUUUAUAAAAAUCCACGAAUCGCUUCUGGGCUUGCGAAAGAAUCGUGGUUCACUGAUAAAGAAAUGCAGGUAAUCGAUCGCGACACGGACAAAAUACCGCGGGAAAAAAUAUUCGACGUUUUGCAUAACGCUGGUCUUGCUCAUAAAUAAUAAUCUCAAAUAUAUCUUAUCGAAAUUUUUUUAUUGCCAUAAUACAAUGAAUAUAACAAGUUCAUAUCGUAAAAUAAGACGGUACGCAAAAAACUCGUUGCAUGAACGAAUUAACAUGUGGUAUCUAUCAUUUCUAAUGUGUAUAAGAUGUAUUUAUUUAGAUAUCUUCCUUUUUUUUUAUAGAUUUUUGUUUAUAGUGUAUCUCGUGUAUGUAGUUAAUUAGUAAAUUAUAUACAGCAUCGUAAUUAUGUAUAUUUUUAUAUAAAUGUUAGAAUUUAUUAAACAAAUAUAACGUUCCUGCAAGGGCUGUGAACAAGAAAGACAUUAAUUAUAAAUCUAAUGUUUUAUUAUGAUCUUUUAUAAAUAAUUAUCGAGUAAAAACUGAAUCUUCCUUUACUUAAUAUUUAUCGUAAUUGUUAUAAUGCUAAUUUAUUAUCAGGAUAAUGUGUUUAUAAAAAUAUAAAAAU